This is a messenger RNA of Stylonychia lemnae, 1269 nucleotides long. Lineage: Eukaryota; Ciliophora; Spirotrichea; Sporadotrichida; Oxytrichidae. The record is from the annotation of a GenBank genome assembly.
AUGAGUGCCCGCAAAUUAAGAGAUCAAAAAUAAUCGAUAGCUGAUAUUCCCAAAAAUAUACCGAAGAAGCGAUCCACUAGAGCUAACUAGGAGGACUCAGAUUAAGACCUGAGUGAUUUGGAUAUGAAGCAGGACAAACUAAGUAUGCAGGGCUAUAAGUUAGGUUCAAAGAGACAAAAGAAAUAUGUGGGAAAUGAAAUGGGCGCGGAUAUUUCUUCCCCAGACAAACCUUCAACCAAAUAAAGUGAAGAAAGUGAUGAGCAAGCCAACCAGAGCUCAGCUACAAAACAAGCAGUCAUCAAUGCACAAGCUAAACAGGCAGAGUUAGCUCAUUUAAUGAGAUAAAGUGAUUUGUAAAAUGGAGUUAUUAAUACCAGCAUGAUGGCAAGUACUGGAAGAAAUAUGGAUAAUUAUCUGAAUGAAGAGAAUCUGAAGCAUCUGGAGAGAAUAAGUAAAUGUGUGAAACUAGAUUUCGGCAAGUUUACCAGAGAAAUGAUAAGAUAAUAAGAGAAUCCAUCUGAUUUGUCAGAAGGUUUCAGCAAAGUCAUCAAGGAUAAGGCUGACUUGAAUAUUGAAACCCUAUAAUCAAGAACAAUUCAUCUUUAAAACAAUAAACUUUCUGACAAAUUUAGUCGAAGAGAUAUUUAGUUUUACGAUCUGUACAUAAAGAAAGAGAAUGGGGAAGAGUUAGCAUUAUUGAAGGAUAAUCAAUUCCCGUUGGAAAUAGAUGCUGAAUAAUACUACUAAGAGUUGGAAAUUGAUGAUUUUAACCAUUUAUUCGCAAAUAAUAUGCUCAUUGAGGAGAGAUUUGGAAAAACCUUAAAAGUAGAAAUAGUCAGAGAUUCUAAUUCAAACAGGAUAAUGAGAAAAGUUAAAGAGCAUCCAGAGCUAGUAAAGAUAAAAGACAACAGAAGGAGAUCGAGUGACAUCAAUUAAUCAUCAAUGAAAUACAAAGCUGAUUAGAAAGAUCCUGAUCUAUUAUCCCUGCAUUAAUCCCUAAGACAAUUUGAGAAAGAUUAUGGCAAGAACAAUGAAGAACUUGCAGAGAUCUAUUGUAAAGUGAGUGGUCGUUUGAAUAAAAUGAAAGAUUACCUUGAAAACAAGCCUGUAAUAGAAUGGAGUUACUUAGAAGAUCUUGCAUUGGCUAAGCCAGAUGACAGUGCAGAGUUUUAGGUCCUGCUAUCGACCAAGGGUUGGGAGGAGAUAAUGAUAAGAAGAGAAUUUUUGCAUGCAACACCUGUAAUAAGUGAUGAUGAAGGCAAAUAAUGA